GAGCGGUGGAUUGAGUCAGUCGAUGCUGAGACUCCCUGUCUAAAUGCUUCACUGCAUCUUUUACAAUAUUGUUUGCAUUAAUUUACAAAUUGUCAAAUUUUUUUUUUCAUUCAUAAAGAUUGCUUUAUCUGAAAGGCAAGGGAAUUUAUUUGAUCUGAGAGAGAAGGGAUUUAUUUUUCAGUAGUAUUUCAGCAUUUUUAGCUUAUUCUGACGCAAAAAAUGAAGAAAUCAAAACAGGAUUUCUUCAAGCAGAAGAUAUGGAUUUGUUUGUUCUUAAACAUGAAGCAUAAUGUGUGUCAUCUGGAGCUUUGACGGGGAAAUGAAUCAGAAUCAGAAUGAGUAAAUGUGAACUUUAGGAUGAGAGUAAGUUUUGGUAAAGUUGAAGUAAAGUGAAGUUCCAGUGGACAGACGCUUGCUGUCAGUGAUGCGGUGGACAGGGAUGUGCUUCACUGGGAUUAUGGGCAAACGAACACAGCCUUCAUGGGUCACGGUCUUCUUGUUUUACUCAGGAUGCUUGUUCCUCCUGACCAAUGCACAGAUGAAGAUUCCACCUGAAACGGUUCAAAAAUGGGCCAAUAGCCUUUCAGAACAGCUAAAUUCAGUUGCUGUUAAGUAUUCUGGAUCUGCACUUCUACAGAAGAAACUCAAUGAUGUGGAGCCUGUUAUUCAGAUAGAAAAACUUGAUGGAGCUAAAUUGGCCCAGGAAUUUUCCGAUGAAAUUGAGAAGAUGCUGGGAAGCAAGAUGAAGUCUGUUAAGCGACUGGCAGAUACAGUGGAGGAUGCAGAUCUAUAUCACGAGUUUAAUGCAAGUUUAGAGUUUGACUAUUUCAACUCCCUGCUGAUAAACACGAUGGAUGAAGAGGGCAACUACAUUGAACUCGGUGGCGAGUUUCCACUAGAAGAUAACGAGCAUUUUAACAAUCUGCCAGUUAACACACUAAUGAGUGACAUCCAAGUCCCAACCAAUGUGUACAACAAAGAUCCAGACAUUCUUAAUGGCGUGUACAUGUCCGAGGCUUUGAACGAUGUCUUCAUCAGUAACUUCCAGAAGGACCCAACUCUCACAUGGCAGUUCUUUGGAAGCUCCACUGGUUUCUUCAGACUCUACCCAGGCAUCAAGUGGACUGCAGACCCCAAUGGAGUGGUUGCAUUUGACUGUCGGAAUAGGAACUGGUACAUUCAGGCUGCUACGUCUCCAAAAGACAUCAUUAUAGUGGUGGAUAUCAGCGGCAGCAUGAAGGGUCUGAAGCUCACUAUUGCCAAACACACCAUAAACACCAUCCUGGACACUCUGGGUGAAAACGACUUUGUCAACAUUAUCGCGUACACUGAUUACGUCCAGUAUGUGGAGCCCUGUUUUAAAGGCACACUCGUACAGGCGGAUCUGGACAACCGGGAGCAUUUUAAGCUGCUUGUGGAAGACCUCCAAGUAAAGAGGGAGGGGAAAGUUAAGAAGGCCAUGAAUGAAUCUUUUUGGGUGUUGAAUCAGGCUACAGAAAAGGGGCAGGGCAGCUUGUGCAAUCAGGCCAUCAUGCUCAUCACAGAUGGAGCCAUGGAAGAUUUCCAGUCUGUGUUCGAGGAGUUCAACUGGCCCGAGAGGAAGGUGCGAGUCUUCACCUACCUCAUCGGCCGUGAUAUGACCUUCGCAGAAAAUGUGAAGUGGAUCGCUUGUAACAAUAAGGGUUACUAUACUCACAUUAACACACUGGCCGAUGUCCAGGAGAACGUCAUGGAGUAUCUUCAUGUCCUUAGUCGGCCCAUGGUCAUAGAUCACGAUCAUGACAUCAUCUGGACCGAGGCGUACAUGGACAGUGUGCUCCCUAACACUAAAGAGCUCUUUAACAGCAUGGCUCAGAGUCUGCUUCUGAUGACCACCGUGGCCAUGCCUGUGUUCAGCAAGAAGAAGGAGACUAUGUCACAUGGAAUUCUGCUGGGAGUGGUGGGCACGGACAUUCCCUUAGUGGAGGUUAUGAUGCUUGCCCCACGAUACAAGCUGGGUGCUCAUGGUUAUGCUUUCCUUAUUACAAACAACGGCUACAUUCUGGCACACCCCAAUUUAAGGCCUCUAUAUAAAGAUGGAAAAAAGCUGAAACCCAAACCAAACUACAACAGUGUGGACCUCACCGAGGCUGAAUGGGAAGACAGUAAUGACACUUUGAGAACAGCCAUGGUGAAAGGUGAAACUGGUACGUUAGAGUUAGAUGUAAGAACCGCAGUGGACAAAGGGAAAAGAUCCUUGUUGCUUAAAAACAAAUAUUUCUACACAACCAUCGAUGAGACACCGUUUAGCUUUGGGAUGGUGUUAACACAAGGUCAUGGCCAAUAUGUGUUUCAUGGAAAUGUUUCUAUUGAAGAGGGCCUUCAUGAUCUUCAGCAGCCAGACCUAACCAUAGCCAAUGAGUGGACUUACUGUGAGACAGAUAUCGACCCCCAACAUCGGAAACUAACUCAGCUCCAGGCUGUUGUCCGAUACCUGACUGGGAAAGAGCCUGAACUUGAAUGCGAUGAGGUUCUUCUGCAGCAAGUACUGUUUGACGCGGUGGUCACAGCUCCACUCGAAGCCUAUUGGACUGCGCUGAUGAUGAGCGAUGCUGGUGUGGAAGAUCAUAUUGAGACUGCCUUCUUGGGGACACGCUCAGGCCUCAUGCGCAUCACAAGAUACAUUGGCAAAGAGGAAAGGAAGGGGAAGAACUUUUUAACCCCAGUGGACAAGGAGAAUCUCUUUACUAUGGAUCAUCACCCUAUCUGGUAUCGUCUGGCAGCUGAGAACAAACCGGGACAGUUUUAUUAUUACGUACCUGUUGACGAUAUCAAUAAAGAAAAGAACAUGUUGAUAGCAGUGACUGCUGUAACUGUGACUGCACAGAACAGAAUAGCAUUGGCUGGAGCAAUUGGACUUCAAAUGUCAUUAAAUCUACUCGAAAGAAGAUUCUGGGCCACAGCUAAAGAGGCAGAUGACACGGAUUGCAGUAAUGUGGAUGGGUUGUGUCCUCUGAGCUGUGAAAGCAUUGAUAUUAACUGUUACCUGGUGGACAACAAUGGGUUCAUAGUGAUCUCUAAGGAGAGAAGUGACGUUGGAAAAUUCUUUGGGGAAGUCGAUGGAUCAGUAAUGGCCCAGCUCCUCAAAUCAGGCUUGUUUAAAAGGGAGACUUUGUAUGACUACCAGGCCAUGUGCAAGAACAGCCAUCAUCACGCAAGUGCAGCUCGACCCCUGCUGAGUCCUUUCUACAACCUGAUGGCAGUAGUCAAGUGGCUUUUCUCCAACCUCAUAAUGUUUUUUUUGGAGUUUAACAUCAGUGGGCUGUGGCAUAACGGCUUUCUGGUAGACGCCAAGUCAGGAUAUCACACUACACACAAACAGAAGAAGGUGGAAUCCAUGGUGCCCUGUAACACUGAAUAUCCCGGAUUCAUAUACGACACCUCCAUCAGGGAGACCAACAGCAUUAUUAAGUGUGGUCGCUGUCAAAAGAUGUUUGUGCUCCAGCAGGUUUUAAACAGUAACUUGGUGAUGCUGGUGGUGCAAGCAGACUGUGACUGCUCACGCCAGUACUCCCCCAUCACCCUUACACCGAGAGAAGUCAAAUAUAACGCAACAGUGAAAUGCAACCGGAUGAAAUCACAGAAGAUCCGCAGACGUCCCGAGUCCUGUCACGCAUACCAUCCUCAUGAAAAUGCUAAAGACUGUGGUGGGGCGUGUGGGAUCUCCGUAUCAGUGGCUCUUUUCUUCACAUCCCUGGUCACAUCACUGACUCUUCGCUGAUGAACAAAGACAAACAUCCGUCUGCUUCAGGCACUCGGGGGUAUACACACUGCCUGCUGUUUUAGAUCCAAGAACCUUUGGUGAACGCUGAACCACUGUGAAAUCUUUACAGUGGACAUGCAUAAUUGUGGCUGUAACCAAAGCAUUUUGAAAUAAACCUUGUACGAUGCUGAAAGA
Molecule: messenger RNA, 3937 nt
Organism: Silurus meridionalis
Lineage: Eukaryota; Metazoa; Chordata; Actinopteri; Siluriformes; Siluridae
Gene: cacna2d4b
Product: calcium channel, voltage-dependent, alpha 2/delta subunit 4b
Exons: 39
Coding region: 425-3760 (1111 amino acids)
Cellular component (GO): voltage-gated calcium channel complex
Molecular function (GO): voltage-gated calcium channel activity
Source: RefSeq, a predicted model, not a curated record